Messenger RNA from Lodderomyces theae, 2082 nucleotides. RefSeq names its product GTPase-activating protein (gene SST2). The transcript has a single exon. Gene Ontology annotation, biological process: intracellular signal transduction. Lineage: Eukaryota; Fungi; Ascomycota; Pichiomycetes; Serinales; Debaryomycetaceae. Bases 1 to 2082 code for a protein of 693 amino acids. The record is from RefSeq and is a predicted model, not a curated record.
AUGCCAGCUUUACUAAAGAGGGGACUGAGUAGUGUACUCGCUACUCUUCGAUCACACGAAGACUUCAAUGGAGAAGUGCACCUGAUAUUGCAUCCACCUCCACAGAUAGAAAAACUGCUUUCGUCAUCGUCUUCUCUUGAUCUACCAGGUACUUUUGUCAAUGAUCCGUCAGCAAAACCAAGCUCAAAUGUACUACACGAGGCAGUUGCAAAAAGAUUCAAUCGAACCAGCAGCGGUAAAAUUUACGAAAAGGAUUUGAGAGACAUAUUUGCCACGCUAAUUAUCUCCUUGCAACUUUCAAACAACUCAUCUUCAACGACUUCAGCAUCAUCUUCAUCCAAGAGAAGAAAAAACUUGAAACGUUCGUCCUUGUAUCUGCUGCCCCUUUCGAAAAUAAGGCUCACCACUUUGAGCAAAAAACAUCCUUACUCAUUUAGGCUCCUGAGUGCAAUUGAACAAAUGGCACAUCUUCGUGUGGAGAUAGACUCGUCAAAUACAAUUACAUGCUUAUCAUAUAGCUUCCAAUCGGAAAUUGCAUGCACCCUAAUUCGUCAGUUCUACAAAGCCAAGCUUUUACACUCGCCAGCUGACAGAACGCGGGCAGAGCCCAAACAAGAAGUUCUCCUACAACCAACCCCAAAAGGUUUGGCAGUAGUCCAGUCAUUUUGCGAAAAAGUGGGCAUGAAAAAACUGAGCAUGCCGGAAGUUUUGUUGCAAAAAUCGUACAACACAAUGCAGUUGUUCCAUUUUGAUCGCGACCAAGUCACUGACAAGGUGAUCUACUCAAAAAGCUUGAUACAGCUACUUUUUGCAAAAUUAUUGGGCCCGUCCCCAAACGUGUGGUCGCCAAUGAAUAAGCCCGAUCCAAUAUCUUAUGUAGUUGAUAAAGAGGAGUUCAAUUUUGGCAAGGAUACCGAAGACUUCCCCUUUCAUUUGCAAACACAAGACGACUUUGAUGUUAGCAAUAAAUUGUCAUCUUCACCGCCAGUGGUGUCGAAACCAGCAAACCCAUUCAGCUUUGUGAAAUACCAAAAGAAGAAUUUGGAAGCAAGCCAAACUUUUAGUGACGAUGCUUCUUUGUCUAAUGCUCCAGAUGUAAGUCCCUUUCACCACAGAUACUUUCUGAACCCAGAAUCAGACGCACACAUUCAAUACUACGUUUCAUCUGUUGGAGUCAGAUUGAAGAAGGAGAAGCAGGCCGAUGGCGCAAAACCCAAGUCUCAACCCCAGGCCUUUUACUACCUUAUUAAUGGAAAAGCCAUCGUUCAAUGGCUCAUGGACUGCACUGAUCUUGUUAGGCCAAAGCAUGCAUUAGAAAUUGCUGGCUUGUUCCUUAGUCAAAAGCUAAUCAAGUCCUGCAAACCCUACGAAGGAAGUUUGAUCUUUCAAAAGGAACACUAUUAUUAUGUUGAUGAAAAGGGGCUAAGUUUCUGCAUGUGGAACAGGAGCGUGGUUGCAAUGUCGGCUCUCAAAUUGCUGAUCAAGAACAGCCCGUUCAGACCAGAAGUCACAUUGGAUGCAAUCAUGCAGGACCCAGGUUUGAGAUUUCAAUUCAAGUCCCAUUUGGAGAGUGAAUUCUGUUUGGAAAAUUUUGACGCCUAUUGCCAGUUGCAAACAUUCCAGGCGAAUGUAAAACUUUGGAAUGACUUUUUGGAUAGUAGUGAUCUUGAGCAAGAUGCUAUUUUGAAUAAACUGACAUUGCAGCACCAAAUAAGUCUUCGAGAUAUGUGUAUGUCGAUUGCUUACCAAAUCUACAACACAUACAUCAGCGAUGACUCUCCCUCAAUGUUGAAUAUUGAUUACAGCUUGAGGCUGCAAGUUGUCGAACUAUUGACAGGAGUUGCUAAUGGAGCAGAUUGCAAUGGCUCCGAUUUGAAAACAUACAUGCAAACUCCAACUGAAGAAUCUUCACUGGAAAGAAGGGAUACAUCUCAGAAACGUUUGAGCACUGCUGAUGAGAAUAAUGUGAAUCAGGUUUUGAAGGAGUUGGGCCAUUUAUUCAACGACAUCAGUGCCCAUUUAUACAAGAUGAUGCAAGUGGACUCUUUACCAAAGUUUCUCAGUAGCCUUGACAAAAUUUAA